CCAUCAAAUACUUUAUCAUUUAUUCUUUAUUAUGUAAGUAAUAAUCCUGAGAUUGAACAAAACAUUCUUGAUGAAAUAGAAAAAGUAUUUGGUCAUGGAUCUGAUUUUAACAUUAACUAUGAAGAGUUAUGUAAACUUGAAUAUAUCGAAGCUGUAAUAAAAGAAGUAUUAAGAGUUAAGCCAGCUACAGCAACAAUUUCUCGUUUUUCAGAAAAUUCUGAUCAAAUUUAUAAUUAUAAGAUUCCUGCAUCAACACAAUUGGUAAUCAAUGUUAUAGGUUUGCACAUGAACCCAAAGUAUUGGGACGAACCGACUAAAUUUAAUCCCUCAAGAUUUUUGUCAAGUAAUAGUAACUACAAUAAAAAUACCAAAGAUGAAGUUUUUAACAAAAAUUCAUAUAUGUAUUUUGGUGGUGGGUUGCGUAUGUGUCCAGGUAAACAAUUAGCAAUGAUUCAACUUAAAAUGUUGGUUGUUUUAUUAUAUAGCAAAUAUAAAUUUGAUAUUAUUACUAAGGACCCUUUAACUCGAGAUAAUAUCAACACUCAAUGCAGAGAAUUAAAAAUUAGAAUUAAGCACAGAAUGUGA
This is a messenger RNA of Scutellospora calospora, 585 nucleotides long. Lineage: Eukaryota; Fungi; Glomeromycota; Glomeromycetes; Diversisporales; Gigasporaceae. The record is from the annotation of a GenBank genome assembly.